CUUGCCUUCUGACUUGAUUCUGAACACCAUUCAAGUGGAACCGGAGGGGUAUACAAUCCAGCCCGCUUCUCCAACUUUGGUUGCCCAAAGCCAGAUACAUAAGCACUAGGAUUGAUUGCGCCAUAGCGGAAUCAAAUACACUCAAAAGGUCUUAAGCAUGCGAUGCCCAGCCACAAAAUAAGCCUUCUGAAGGAACCUGUGAUUAUACACGAGAGACCAACUAUAAAACCAACCCGCAACCCCUCACGAUCGACUGCCCUACCCCACCUCACUCUCAUCACCCCAACGCUCACAACCACCAAAAUCACCCUCGGAAUAACCUCAUCUGACUACAUCAGAAACAUCACCCAUCACCCUCGAAAUGGCCGAACCCCUCCACAUCGGCCUCCUACUCUUCCCCGGCUUCCAAGCCCUCGACGUCUUCGGCCCCAUCGACUGCCUAAACGUCCUCUCGCGAACGCACCCGCUAACCCUGAGCAUCCUUUCCCACACCCUAGACCCCAUCUCCACAAAAUCCCCCUUCCACCCAACCUCCAUCUCCCAAACCAUAAACCCCACACACACCUUCUCAAGCCCACCGCCAGACAUCGACGUCGUCCUCAUCCCAGGCGGCCUCGGCACCCGCCUCCUCGACUCAGACCCCAUAACCGCCUCAAUCGCCUUUAUCCGCCAGAUCUACCCGACUCUCCGGUAUCUGAUCACGGUGUGCACGGGGUCCGGUCUCGCUGCGCGGGCGGGCGUGCUCGAUGGGCGGCGAGCAACCACGAAUAAGAGGGCGUUUAGGGAUGUUGCUGCAUGGGGAGGGGAAAGGGUUGAGUGGGUUGCCAAGGCGCGGUGGGUGAUUGAUGGGAACGUGUGGACGAGUUCCGGGGUGAGUGCGGGAAUUGAUGUGACUCUCGCGUGGAUUGCGCAUGUGUAUGGGGAGGAGGUUGCGCAGGGGGUUGCAGAUGGGAUCGAGUAUCGGAGGGUCAAGGAUGCGGGGGAUGAUCCGUUUGCGGAGGUUUAUGGACUAGAAUAGGUAGUGUAGCGAGGUUUUUAUAUAUUUUUUGAAGACCACAACUAUGCUAGUAUUGGCAUUGAUAUGGAAGUCGCAAAGGGCUCGAUCACAACCUUCGAUCUUCAUGAGACCUUUUCGACACGACCAAGAUCAUCCUUACCAGCAUCUGCAUCAUUGUGGCGAUAUUUCAAGAAUGUCAUUCCUGCUUGAGGUCA
Molecule: messenger RNA, 1212 nt
Organism: Aspergillus calidoustus
Lineage: Eukaryota; Fungi; Ascomycota; Eurotiomycetes; Eurotiales; Aspergillaceae
Source: the annotation of a GenBank genome assembly